Messenger RNA from Drosophila kikkawai, 540 nucleotides. RefSeq lists its product as uncharacterized. Lineage: Eukaryota; Metazoa; Arthropoda; Insecta; Diptera; Drosophilidae. The record is from RefSeq and is a predicted model, not a curated record.
AUGGCUCCGAGUUUUAGUUGUCUUUUUUGGCUGUGGCUCUUUUGCUUACUUCCCCUGGAAGCAGCAGAUAAUCCACAUGUUUUCAAAUCGGGCAACAAGCAGAUCACAGUGGAGUCACUGCAAACGAGCUGCGACCACGACUAUGUGGAGUAUUUCAGAAAAGUCCCAAACACCGACUUCCUCUACACCUUUCGUGUGGUCAAAUUGGCGGCGGCUUUUACCAUCGACAUAAACAUGAAAGUGCAAAAAACCCACAAAGUUCUGUACAAGACGGAAAACAUAAAUGGCUGCGCAUUUCUGAACAAUCCCCUUAUAAGCAAGGUGUUUGAUGCCGCCUACAAAACGCUGGUGGUCAAUGGCAGCUUCUUCAAGUGCCCCAUUAAGCCAAAGGUUUACUAUCUGAAGAACAAGGACAUAUUUUUUGUGCCUGACUUUCAUCCAGCAGGUCGGUUUCAGCUUUCAAUGCGAGUAAAAAUGGCGGAAAGCCGACAUCCGUUUGUCAUGGAAAUGCUGUGGAAGUAUAAAGUUGUUCGCUUGUAA